Neomonachus schauinslandi (Hawaiian monk seal) is the source of this 2677-nucleotide messenger RNA. It is a transcript of the gene FPGS, whose product is annotated as folylpolyglutamate synthase. Bases 1 to 1767 code for a protein of 588 amino acids. The transcript has 15 exons. The record is from RefSeq and is a predicted model, not a curated record. NCBI's taxonomy places the organism in Eukaryota, Metazoa, Chordata, Mammalia, Carnivora, Phocidae. Gene Ontology annotation, biological process: tetrahydrofolylpolyglutamate biosynthetic process. Gene Ontology annotation, molecular function: ATP binding; tetrahydrofolylpolyglutamate synthase activity. Gene Ontology annotation, cellular component: cytosol; cytoplasm; mitochondrion.
AUGUCGCAGGCACGCUGCCACCUGCGUGCCGCGCUCUUCCUGGCAGCAGUUUCUCCGCGCGGUGCAACGACCGGGGUCACGGCGCGGCGAGGGUUGAGCGCGUGGCCCGCGCCGCAGGAGCCCGGCAUGGAGUAUCAGGAUGCUGUGCGCACACUGAACACCCUGCAGACCAAUGCUGGCUACCUGGAGCAGGUAAAGCGCCAGCGGGGUGACCCUCAGACACAGCUGGAAGCGAUGAAGCUGUACUUGGCCCGGAGUGGGCUGCAGGUGGAAGACUUGGACCAGCUGAACAUCAUUCACGUCACUGGGACCAAGGGGAAGGGUUCCACGUGUGCCUUCACCGAACGUGUUCUCCGCAGCUAUGGCCUGAAGACGGGAUUCUUUAGCUCUCCCCACCUGGUGCAGGUGCGGGAGCGGAUCCGCAUCAACGGGCAGCCCAUAAGCCCCGAGCUCUUCACCAAGCACUUUUGGCACCUCUACCACCGGCUGGAGGAGACCAAGGACAGCAGCAGCUGCGUCUCCAUGCCUGCCUACUUCCGCUUCCUCACACUCAUGGCCUUCCACAUCUUCCUCCAAGAGAAGGUGGACCUGGCAGUGGUGGAAGUGGGCAUUGGUGGCGCUUACGACUGCACCAACAUCAUCAGGAAGCCUGUGGUGUGUGGCGUCUCCUCUCUUGGCAUCGACCACACCAGCCUUCUGGGGGACACAGUGGAGGAGAUCGCAUGGCAGAAAGGGGGCAUCUUCAAGCGUGGCGUCCCUGCCUUCACGGUGCUCCAGCCUGACGGUCCCCUGGCGGUGCUGCGGGACCGUGCCCAGCAGAUCUCCUGUCCUCUCUACCUGUGCCCACCACUGGAAGCCCUGGAGGAAGGGGGGCCGCCGCUGACCCUGGGCCUGGAUGGAGAGCACCAGCGGUUCAACGCUGCCUUGGCCUUGCAGCUGGCUCGCUGCUGGCUGCAGCAAAAGGGCCACCAGGGCCUCGGGGAGCUGAAGGUGUCUCGGCCCAGCGUCUUGCGGCAGAUGCCCCUGGCACCCGUGUUCCAGCCCACGCCCCACAUGCGGCAUGGGCUUCGGGACACGGAGUGGCUGGGCCGGACACAGGUGCUGCGGCGCGGGCCCCUCACCUGGUACCUGGACGGCGCGCACACUGCCAGCAGCGUGCAGGCCUGCGUGCGCUGGUUCCACCAGGCGCUGCUCCGAGGCCACAGGCCCGGCCGCGGCCCUGAGGUCCGCAUCUUGCUCUUCAACUCCACCGGGGACCGGGAUUCCGCGGCCCUGCUGAAGCUGCUGCAGCCCUGUCAGUUUGACUAUGCUGUUUUCUGCCCUAACCUGACAGAGGUGUCGUCUGCUGGCAACGCAGACCAGCAGAACUUCAUGGUGACCCUGGACCAGGUGCUGCUCCGUUGCCUCGCUCACCAACAGUACUGGAGCCACCUGGCCGAGGCGCAGGCCAGCCCAGACCUCUGGAGCUCCCCCAGCCUGGAGCCUGGUGAGCCCACAUCCUCGCUGCUGGCUUCCCACCCACCCCGCACCCAUAGCACCAGCUCCCUCGUCUUCAGCUGCAUCUCGCACGCCCUGCAGUGGAUCAGCCAAGGCCGGGACCCUGUCUUUCAGCCACCCAGUCUCCCACAGGGCCUCCUUGCCCACCCUGUGGCAGGCAGCGGGGCCGGCGUGCUCCGCGAGGCCGGCGCCAUCCAUGUACUGGUCACGGGCAGCUUGCACCUGGUGGGCGGUGUCCUGAAGCUGCUGGAGCCUGCCCUGUCCCAGUAGCCCAGGCAGUGGGGGCGGAAAUGGGGGUUCUCCCACGCCUGCCCUGCAGCUCUCCAUGAACUCCUGUUAGGUGCCUUUUGUUGUCGGCUUUUCGGAUUCUGUCCAGACUGGCCCAGGGGCCCGGGCUCUGGGCAGCAAGAUCGAGGGCUAGAGCGGGGGAGACCAAGAUGGGACAUCCUCUGAGCCUAGGGUGCCUUUGGCCUCUCCUUCCUCCUGAGACAGCCUGAGGGCUUCCUGGUUCUCCCACUGUUGUAGCAGGCCAGACUAUGCAGCCCACCUCCCUUGCCACCUUUGCCUGCCUCCUGGCUCCGGCCCAGCUCAUUAUGUGAGCUGCCUGGCCAGGCCUAGGGUCCUGCUGGGUGCUGGUUGAUGGAAUACUGCUUAGUGGCCUUCUGGGGAAGAGAGGGCUCCUGUCUGGGGUCCACUAGAGACAGAGGAUGGCUGGAGUCAAUUAAAGCCUUUAACUUUCUUAAAAAAGGAAAUGGCAAAAUGUUUGAGCGACUCAAUCUCUAGCUCCGUUAGCACACAAUAGGGGCAUGAGGGCUGCAGCUGGUCCAGGAACUGGACAGGGGAGGAACCCAGGCUGUAGGGCCUGGGACAAGCCACCCCCACCCCUGGCCCCUGAGCCUCAGGGGGGUCUGUCUGCAGCCAGAACACUGGACUCAGGUCUGUUGGCCACAGGCCAGGCGCGGAUUUACAGACCUCCCCCCAGAGACCUUGUGACAGAUGAGGGAACUGUGGCUGGCUCAAAUAAGCCACGGUCCCUGGCCACAGUCACGUAGCCAAUUCAGUGGCAGAUUCAGGAUUUGACCCCAGAGCUGUCACCUCCCCACCCAUUUUAGGCUUCCCGCCCUUUGUCCCUGCCCAGCCCAGCACGGAUUUCAUGGUCUAAUUUAUUGGUGGUGAGUAU